This is a messenger RNA of Pocillopora verrucosa, 3445 nucleotides long. RefSeq names its product acetyl-coenzyme A transporter 1-like. The record is from RefSeq and is a predicted model, not a curated record. NCBI's taxonomy places the organism in Eukaryota, Metazoa, Cnidaria, Anthozoa, Scleractinia, Pocilloporidae. Gene Ontology annotation, cellular component: membrane. Gene Ontology annotation, molecular function: acetyl-CoA transmembrane transporter activity.
UCUGUGAACUCGCCACGUUUGGUUACUGGUGCUUCAAAGUUUCUUUUGUACAUAUGAUAAUUUCUAAAUACAGAUAAGAACAGUUCAACAAGGGAUAUUGCUAAACCAACUACAUGAAAGACUUCAAAUAUGAUGACCAGAUCUCGAUCCGCUGAUGCUGCUAAAAGAAGCGUUAGUUCUUCAACAAACGAGGAAGAACUUGAACGAAACAACAGCCAUGUAGACUUUCGCUCAACGACAAACGGUGUGGACAAAAAGACAGCUGGCGAGAAAAACAUGAAAACUCAUCAGGCAAGCCUUAAGGGAGACAGAGGGAAUAUAGCCGUUCUUACGUUUCUGUAUGUUCUUCAAGGAAUCCCUCUAGGGCUGGCCGGCGCUAUGCCGAUGUUGCUUCAAACACGAAAAGUCGCGUACAAAGAUCAGGCAACGUUUAGUUUCGUAUUUUGGCCUUUUAGCAUGAAGUUGUUGUGGGCGCCUAUCGUAGACACUCUUUACUUUUCGCGAUUUGGCCGAAGGAAAUCAUGGCUUGUUCCUGUGCAAUAUUUGUUAGGAAUUUUUAUGCUCGUACUUUCAAAGCACAUAAAUGAACUGUUGGGUGAAAGUAGUGAAGAAGGGCCAAGUAUCAUCUUUUUAACAGGGAUUUUCUUUUGUUUGAAUUUCCUUGCUGCAACUCAAGAUAUUGCCGUGGAUGGUUGGGCACUGACAAUGUUGUCCAGGGAAAAUGUUGGCUGGGCAUCAACUUGCAACACAGUUGGCCAAACAGCAGGAUUCUUUAUGGGGAAUGUUGUAUUCUUAGCUCUUAGCUCUGCUGACUUCAGUAACAGAUAUCUUCGAUCACAACCAUCAUCAGAUGGAGUUGUCACCUUUUCAGGAUUUUUUUACUUCUGGGGAAUUGUUUUUUUAAUCACCACAACACUAGUUGGGUUGCUGAAACGGGAAAAGUCAGAACAAGAGCUCCAUGGAGAAGAGUCUGUGGAAGGAGUAGUUGAUGGGUAUAAAACAUUGGGCAAAAUUUUGCGCUGUCCCAGUAUUUUGAAAUUGAUCGUUAUCUUGCUAACAUUUAAGGUUGGCUUCUCUGCAGCUGACUCUGUGACUGGCCUCAAGCUGAUUGAAGCUGGAGUUCCCAAAGAGAAUCUAGCUCUUCUUGCUAUCCCCAUGGUUCCAAUACAGAUUUUAUUGCCACUUUAUAUCAGCAGAUAUACAGCAGGUCCACGUCCUCUUGAUUUGGGUCUUAAGGCCUUUCCUUAUAGACUGUUUAUGGGUGUGGUCAUCAUGAUGUGUGUCUGGUGGGCCAAUGUUGUGCGUGGGCCUGGGGAGGAAUUCUUUCCGUUAUACUUUUACUUAACAAUUCUGCUGGUGUAUGCAAUCCAUCAGGUGUCCCUGUAUUGCAUGUUUGUGGCCUUCAUGGCUUUCCACGCCCGCAUCAGCGACCCGCGGGUUGGAGGGACGUACCUAACACUUCUUAACACGGUGACGAACCUGGGAGGAAACUGGUGCCAGACUCUGGCACUGUGGUUGGUGGAUGGGCUUACCUGGACAAACUGUAUUGGUGCUUCUGUACCGGGACUCCACUGCAGCGGCAAGACAAAUGCAAAGGAUUGUACGAAUGCUGGAGGCGUUUGCCAAACUGUGGUUGACGGCUAUUACGUAGAGUCCAUCGUUUGUGUCGUCAUUGGUAUUGUAUGGUUGAGAUGGAAAGGUCAGAAGACAAGAUCUCUGCAAGAUUUACCUGAAUCAGCUUGGAGAUAUCAGUAAAAUAUGGAAAGCAACGAAAUGUAUGCAUAAAACUUAGGUUUAACUUUGUUCAAUGCACCUUCUAUUUAAGUGUAUAACAUUUUUCGAAAGUACGGAAUAUUUUCAAGAACUACCGGAAGCUAACGAAGAAGUAUAGUUGGUAACAAUUGAAACCAUGCGCAAUAUUAGUGUAGUGGAAAAUUUAUUUACACUUCUUUGUUACAUAAUGAUACACUGAAACUUUAAGAUAAAAGGAAGACGGUGUUGAAUGUUACCAAUAUCAAAAUGUUAAACGCACAAUACUACAUUUAAAUAUAAAUUAAAUGCGACUACAGACAUAUAUGCACGAGUUAAAUUGAUAAUUCAGCUGAGUCAUAUCUGCUUGUGCUCGAGCUCUGGCAGUGGUUAAUUCUGGGCUCUCGCUUCAUACGAUUUCCGAACUUAUUUCAAUUGGAAAUUUCAUGGGGCAUAUGUAAGAUAUCAUUCCCUCUUUACUCUGUUUUCAUAUGCUUUUCUUAUGAUGUUUCAAAGGACUUAUACGUCCAAAAAUUCGGACUCACGCAUGCGCUCUACAGUCUCAACGGUGUUAAGUGACUUAUGCCGAACGACCCUGAAUAUCUCAGUACCCGGUUGUCCUAUGAAGCGAUUGAGUUAAGUAUAUGUAUUCGUAAAGAAGAUCAUCAUAUGCAAACCUUGAAAUAUGGUCAUUACGAAUUAUACGCAACUAGUAAUUUUGAAAUGACCAGUUAAAUACAACGUACUGUAACAUAUGCGUUUUGUACCAAUCUCUGGCGGAAACCAUUUUUGGCUAUUUUACAUUCCGUUAGACUAGCCAUAGUAAAAAACAAGGAGAGGGAGGAGAUUAUGAGAAUUGUAACCCCAAGUGCCACAUAGGACUAAACAUACUGUUGCCCCGAGCAGUACUUUUGUUUAAGAUCGUUGACGAAGUAGAUAAACAUAGUCUAAAUCCUGUGUGGUUCUGAAGAAAUAAAUGGAUUUCCAGAUUUCUUUAUCAGUGAAUUAUUUUAGGUGAUUAAGUGACUUUCCUGCGUUAGCAAGAAGCUAUCUACACAACAGUCAAGCGUUUGGCUAAAUUUAAGAUGGUCUCGAACUCGGUUUUAACUUAGCAAUGGCGAAAGUUUUUCUAAAUAACUGGCCUAUGGUUGGUUUAAGUAUAUCUCAAUAUAAUGUACAUUUACAUGGCAUGCAAUACGUUACUUACAGCUGUACAAUACUUUUAUCACUACGCCUACUUUCAUUAUUUAUUGCAAUGAAAAAUUGUUGCUUUAAACGAUCUUGAUUUAGAGGGACUUAAACCAGUAGCAUCACACACAUCUGAUAUUAGGAAUUAUUUUUGCUAUGAUGAUAAACAUAAAAAAUUUCUUUACAUUUGCUUUUAUUUAGUACCCUCUAACUAACUAGGGACCCUGUUAUCAUCUUAAUAAGAUACAUGAAAAAAUUACUCAGUUCUAAUUGGUUAAGGUGAAUGUAUUUUUCAGGUAAUUCAGUGCAGAAGAGGGUUAAUUCGGUGCAAAGAAGUAACAAACCAGGUUGAACAAUUCCUUGAGCUGUUUAGCCGGACUAUGAACUUUUUUGCGCCUUUAAGAUGUAAAAAUAUAAUUGUAGAUUAUUGUUUUGAUCGUACGCUGUUGUUUUGACCGCACGCACAAAUGUCACUUGCAGGGUUUGAAUAAAUUAUUUUUUCACUCGA